GGCAACUUUUCCUCUGAACUGGUUUUGAUAAAUCUCCCCUAUUCUCCUCCCACUUUUCUUCUCUACCUGCCCCCGACUACAAUUCUACUGCCACUCCAAUGCCCCUCUUAGUGCCCCCUCAAAGUGCUCCACAAAAAAUAAUAACCCUUUGUCCCCUACAACAAAGUUACACUACGACCUCCCUCCUUGUGUCACACAAUAAAAAGUAAACCGCAUAGUAAUAGAAUCCAAUUUGUUCCCUCCAAAAAUUAAUAAUUGUUCCUCCUUUGUGCCCCCCAGUAUUAAUCUUACUUUGUGCCCUCAAAUAAUACCCCAUUGUACCCUAAAGUGCCCCCCCCCCCCCCUUAUCGAUGAAAAAAUGUUAAAGUUUUGUCUUUUGGAAGGCAGGAAAGAGUUAAUGGAGCCUUGACAUAUAUGUUUCACUUUCCUCAUACCCUUCAGGGUUUCCUCUCCAGCUCACGGUGAGGUUUGCGGAGCUUGGUUCAGCCCUGUCCCCUCCAUCAUCAUGAAUACAUUGAAUCAUAUGUCACCUGCAACAAGAUUAGAAAGCAUAGCGUCUGAGCUGGGGUGCAGCGUGCUGGACCAGGACUUCGCUCUCCACUUAGACAAUGAAGAUGAAUUGAAGCACCUUAGACAAUGUUUUCACAUUCCGAAGACGAAGGAUUUGCCAACAACCGAUUCAUCUCUUGUUAAUGGAGAAGAGGACUGUAUAUACUUUUGCGGGAAUUCCCUUGGGCUUUUACCGAAAAACGUUAAACUCUAUCUUGAUGAAGAGUUGGACAAAUGGGCAAAAAUGGGAGUUCAUGGCCAUUUCAUAGGAAAACGUCCAUGGGCACUUGCUGAUGAAUGUAUUGUGGACCUGAUGGCUAAACUUGUUGGUGCCGGAGCCGGAGAGGUGGCGUUAAUGAAUGGACUCACCGUCAAUUUGCAUCUUCUUUUGCUAUCCUUUUACAAACCUACAAAAGAUCGCCAUAAGAUUGUCCUUGAAGCAAAAGCCUUUCCUUCGGACCACUACGCUGUUGAAUCCCAGAUUGGUCUUCACGGUCUUGAUGUGGAGACAAGUAUGCUCCUCGUCCAUCCCCGCAAGGGUGAAGACUCUCUGAGGACUGAAGAUAUUCUGUCAGUGAUAGAAAGAGAAGGUGCCUCUAUAGCGGUCAUUCUAUUUAGCGGAGUACAAUAUUACACUGGACAAUUAUUUGACAUUCAGAGAAUUACAGAAGCCGGGCACAGAAUGGGUUGUUAUGUCGGCUUUGAUUUGGCCCAUGCUGUUGGGAAUGUUGAAUUGAGUUUACAUGACUGGGAAGUGGACUUCGCCUGCUGGUGUUCAUAUAAGUAUCUGAACUCUGGGGCUGGUGGACUGGCUGGAGCGUUCAUCCAUGAGAAGCAUUCCUGCACCAUUAAACCAUCGUUGGUCGGCUGGUGGGGUCACGAGUUCAGAUCCAGAUUCAGCAUGGAGAACAAAUUACAAUUGAGCCAAGGUGUUAAUGGCUUCCGUCUAUCAAAUCCCCCAAUUUUAUUGGUGUGUUCCCUGCAAGCGAGUUUGGAGGUUUUCAAUCAAACCAGCAUGAAGGCUUUACGGAAAAAGUCCAUUCUCCUGACUGGCUAUUUGGAAUAUUUAAUUAAACAUUAUUACAGUGAAAACAUGGCUGAACCCAAGAAACCUUAUGCAAAAAUAAUCACGCCCUCUCACUUUGAAGACAGGGGAUGUCAGCUCUCCCUGGCAUUUUCUGUGCCCAUCAAAGCUGUUUACAAAGAACUUGAAAAGAGAGGCGUUGCGUGUGAUAUGCGUGAGCCCAAUGGUCUACGGAUCGCACCGAUACCACUCUACAACACUUUCCACGAUGUCUUCAAAUUUAUAAAAAUAUUGGGAGAAACUUUGACCACUGUUACAAACCCAGGGCUGGAAGCUGUUCAUUGACAGCCUUUUUGUUUCACAUGUUCCCAUAUGUUGGAUUUCUUUGUAUUUAUGGUAUGAAAAUUAAAAAUAAAGGAAAAACAAAAGCAUA
Messenger RNA from Hyla sarda, 2006 nucleotides. RefSeq names its product kynureninase (gene KYNU). Gene Ontology annotation, biological process: NAD+ biosynthetic process. Gene Ontology annotation, molecular function: kynureninase activity; pyridoxal phosphate binding. Lineage: Eukaryota; Metazoa; Chordata; Amphibia; Anura; Hylidae. The transcript is spliced from 14 exons. Gene Ontology annotation, cellular component: cytoplasm. The coding region runs from base 506 to 1918 and encodes 470 amino acids. The record is from RefSeq and is a predicted model, not a curated record.